Molecule: messenger RNA, 2639 nt
Organism: Plectropomus leopardus (leopard coralgrouper)
Lineage: Eukaryota; Metazoa; Chordata; Actinopteri; Perciformes; Serranidae
Gene: nostrin
Product: nitric oxide synthase trafficking
Biological process (GO): signal transduction
Cellular component (GO): plasma membrane; cytoplasm
Molecular function (GO): protein binding
Source: RefSeq, a predicted model, not a curated record
AUGGGUGACUUUGGGAGGAGGGUGGUCAAAGUUCCAGGUCCAAAGUCAACAAACAGCCACAGUCUUAAGAUGAAGGACCCUAUCAGCGCCUGCUCUUACAACCAACUCUAUCAGAAUGUGAAACGAUUUUCAAAAAACGGGGAAUACUUCUGCAAAGAGCUUAUGACAGUGUUUCAGCAAAGAGCUGAGCUGGAACAUACUUAUGCCAAAGGACUACAAAAACUUGCCAGCAAACUCAUCAGGGCCUCAAAAGAAAUGCCAAACAAUUCCACCUACAGUGCCUGGUGUCAUGUGUCAGAUGAGAUGUACUCGAGAGCAGAUGCCCACAGGUCAUUAGGAAAUGCAUUUCAGCAAGAGGCAAUUCUGGAAAUACGACAAGUCUUAGACGAGCACAAUAAGAGGAAGAGGCCUCUUGACAGUGCCAUUGAAAGAACUGGAAAACUUGUUACUGCUAAUUGGAGUGAGCAACUCAAGAUAAAGAAGAAAUUAGUUGGACUAACAAGAGAGCAUGAGGCUUUGUUCAACUUUGUGGAGAACAACAGACAAAUCUGCACAGAAAAAGAAAAACAAAAGAUGCUGAACAGGCUGACUAAGUCAGCAGAGAUGCAGGCGCGGGUGGAUGAGGAGUACUUUAAUAUUAACAUGGAGGGGCAUCAGAUGAGACUCAAGUGGGAAAACACACUGAAAAACUGCUACCAGAUCAUACUGGAGCUGGAGAAGCAGCGGAUUGAAGUUCUUUGCAAUACUUUGAAUAGAUACAACCUCCAUAUGUCCAGUUUUGGGCAAACCCUCAAACAUGGACAAAGGCAGAUAGAACAGACAGUCCAAAGGGUGGACAUGGAUAAAGACAUACAAACUCUGAUGGAGGAAAACAGCAUCACAGAUGAAGAUCACAAAACUGAGUUCUUGAUGGCUGAUUAUUUUGAGGAGGACAGCAAAUCACUGAUGGCCAAAGACCGAAGAAAAGAGGCCAUCAAACUCAAACUCCAGCGUCUGCAGGACAGCGUUAUGAAAACAAAGAAAGACCGCGAAGGAAUUGAAAAACUGAUGAAAACGUACUCUGAAAACCCAUCUUUUUCAAACCAAAAGAACCUUGAGGAAACUGAGCAGCAGAUUGAUGAGUGUACGCUAAAACUGGAUCUCCUCGAGGCCACUUUCUACAAACUCUCUGUAUCACUGUCUGAAUUAGAGGGGAGACCCAAACCCUUUCAUCGAUUUGGUGACAGCAUUGUGAAAUGGAAAGAAAAGGACUGCGAGCACAGCGUUGUCCAACUGACUCGUCCAGUCAAACUCAGGAGGACCCCGUUCAGGUCCCGACAAUCACUGAGAGCUUCCAUUAUUUACAAAGGGCCUGUUCAGUUUGGGACGCAGCGGUCUGUGGAGGCUUUACCAAAUGCCACCGACAAAGUCACCGCUACAGCUAUAACACACGAGACCGCAGCUGCCGAGUGUGGCAGCACCGUCAACGGAGCCCUGCCGCACACUGAUGACGAGAAAGAACAAGGUCAAAGUACGCCGGAGCUGUGCAGUAUCGGAAAAUGCAAGGCCCUGUACGAUUUCACACCUGAACACGACGAUGAGCUGACUUUGACAGAAGGAGAUCUUCUAGAAAUUUACGGAAAGGAAGAGAACGGUUGGUGGUUUGGCAGACUUAACGGGAAGACGGGUCAUUUCCCAUCAACCUAUGUUGAGGAGCUGCCGGUGUUAGGCAGCAUCAGAUCAUCUGAUGCCUGAGUGACUUGACUCAUCAACAAGAACAUAAAACUCACCCUGGAUCAGAGAUUCACUGCUGCAAUUGCAAUUAAAUGGCAACAACUGCAAGCCUCAUUCCAACUACAAAUUAUCUUUGUACAGACUGAUAUUUAUAACUUUAAAAUUAAAGCAAAAGCAAUCAGUUUAAAAAUACUUGGUCGUCUGCUGUCAGUCAGGAUUUAUGAUUUUUUUCACUGCUCUCUGUUUAAGUUAUUGUGUAAUGCUGUAAUGGUCGUACUGUAUUUUUUUAAUCCAAAUGAUUUUUUUUCUUUAUUUAUGCUAUAUUGUGUACAGAUGAAUUUGACUAUAGUGAGUUUAAUAAAUUUGUAUGUUUCUAGAUUAAUAUGAUAACCGUGAGUAAAGAUGAAGCCUGGGAAAAUCAAACUGUAUACUUAUCCCCACCAGCUUUAAACUGAGUAAUAACAUGAGGAAAUAAAACUGUUCACCUCUACUGUGAAUGAUGAGCAAUGACUUAAUUCAUCCGAAGAACAUCUGCAGUAAACUGGUUAAUUUUUAAGGAUUUAGAGACAUUCACUCCUGAACACCUGUUUUCUGGAGGCCUAUCUCCAGGGUUUGAAACUAUGCCAUAAAAAGUUUCCUCUGAACUGCAACACGACCGUGCUGAGGAAUUAGAACACUUGGACAUAAAAUGUACCUGUAUUUAUACAGCAAAAAGUCAAUUUUUUUAAAUUGUACUUUUUAUUUAUUGUCCACAGACAUCUUUAUUAAAUCCAAAAAAUAUAUUAGUGAAGAAAAAAAUAGGGAGUGUGGUACUGGGUCAAGAAACUUGGUGUUGGGGAAGGGGAAGGCAUCCCAGGGAUUUGGAUUCUAAGUCAAUAAUCUUUAACUGAUAUAUGGAUAAAAAUGUCAUUUAGUACCACAUCUAU